CGUGACGCCAAUGCUCAAGGUGGAAAUGGUGGACCAAGCUUUCCUAUCGGGAAGCGUGACGCCAAUGCUCAAGGUGGAAAUGGUGGACCAAGCUUUCCUAUCGGGAAGCGUGACGCCGAUGCUCAAAAUGGCGGCAAUACUCUCAACAUACCUAGCAAGAAGCGUGAUGCUGAUGCUCAAAAUGGCGGCAAUACUCUCAACAUACCUAGCAAGAAGCGUGACGCCAAUGCUCAAACUGGAGGCAAUAGUGGUAUCUUUCCUAGCAAGAAGCGUGACGCUAAUGCUCAAACUGGAGGCAAUAGUGGUAUCUUUCCUAGCAGGAAGCGUGAUACCAAUGCUCAAACUGGAGGCAAUGCUGGAAGCUUUCCUUUCGGGAAGCGUGACGCCAAUGCUCAAAAUGGAACCAAUGGUGGAAACGCCAGGAAAGCGUGA
Acaulospora morrowiae is the source of this 432-nucleotide messenger RNA. The record is from the annotation of a GenBank genome assembly. NCBI's taxonomy places the organism in Eukaryota, Fungi, Glomeromycota, Glomeromycetes, Diversisporales, Acaulosporaceae.